Ricinus communis (castor bean) is the source of this 1632-nucleotide messenger RNA. RefSeq names its product CBL-interacting serine/threonine-protein kinase 7. Bases 82 to 1374 code for a protein of 430 amino acids. NCBI's taxonomy places the organism in Eukaryota, Viridiplantae, Streptophyta, Magnoliopsida, Malpighiales, Euphorbiaceae. Gene Ontology annotation, biological process: signal transduction; protein phosphorylation. The transcript has a single exon. Gene Ontology annotation, molecular function: protein kinase activity; ATP binding. The record is from RefSeq and is a predicted model, not a curated record.
CCACCCUCCUCCCGUGCAGCGGCCCUCUCCCUCCUCCAUUUCACCCCCCCCCACCGCCACAGCCGCCGCCAUACGGCUACCAUGGAACCACCACCACGGGGUCCACCACUUUCAAGAACCACCUCCAACACCCUCCCUACCACGCUCCUGAACAAAUAUGAACUCGGUAAGUUAUUAGGCCGCGGCAGUUUCGCUAAAGUUUAUGCGGCUCGUUCUUUAGCUGAUAAUAAUAAACUUGUGGCAAUAAAGAUAAUCGAUAAAACACGAACCAUAGACGCCGCUAUGGAGCCGAGGAUUAUUUGUGAGAUCUCCGCUAUGCGUAGACUGCAACACCAUCCUAAUAUCUUGAAGAUCCAUGAAGUUAUGGCUACCAAGACCAAAAUCUACCUUGUCAUGGAACUUGCAUUAGGCGGUGAGUUGUUUUCUAAGGUCUUUCAACGCGGUAAGCUCAGUGAAUCUAAGGCUAGACGUUACUUUCAACAACUCGUGUCUGCUUUGCAUUUUUGUCACCAAAAUGGCGUUGCUCAUCGCGAUGUCAAGCCUCAGAAUCUGCUUCUUGAUGCUAAUGGUAAUCUUAAAGUGUCGGAUUUUGGGCUCUCAGCUUUGGCUGAGGCCCAGAAUGAUGGUAGUACUGUUCUUCAAACGGCUUGUGGUACACCGGCUUUCACGGCCCCAGAGGUUAUGGCAAGACGGGGAUAUGACGGAGCUCAAUCGGAUGCUUGGUCUUGUGGGGUGAUAUUGUUCUUUUUAUUAUCUGCUCAAUUGCCGUUUGAUGAUACUAAUCUUGCAGUUAUGUAUAAAAAGAUUCAUAAAAGAGACUACCAAAUGCCUUCCGCUUCAAAAUCAGCUAAAUCGAUUAUUAUGCAGCUUCUCGAUCCGAAUCCGAGUACAAGGAUGAGCAUAGAACAACUAAUGAAACAUUCUUGGUUCUUGAAGAAUUAUGAAUUACCAACUCAAAAUAGUAUGUUUGAGUUAGAACAAACAAAAUGUUGUAAAUUUGAUACUUCUACUGUUACUGCAUUUGAUAUCAUAUCUUUGUCUUCUGGAUUGGAUUUAUCGGGGCUUUUUGAGGCUACAAAUAGAAGAGAGAAGAGAUUUACCUCGAUGGAGAAAGUGGAGAGAAUUAUGGAGAGAGUGAGAGAGGUUGGUGGGAGAUUGGGAUAUAGAAUUGAAGAAGGGAAAAGUGGGGCAAUUGGGCUGGGGAAAGGAAGGGUGGCUUUGAUGUUUGAGGCGUUGGAAAUAGCAGAGCAAUUGAUGGUGGUGGAAGUGAAGGUGGUUGAGGGUGGUGGUGUGGAGUUUGAGGAGGUUCAGUGGGUGGAGUUGAAAGAUGGGCUUCAAGAUGUGGUGCUUAAUUGGCAUAAUGAUGCUAUGUGAAAGAGAAGGAUCUAUGAUCUGGUGGUGAUCUUUGGUUGCUCUUGGUGGUGGUGGUGGGGGGGUUGGGUCGAUGGAACAUGGAUGGAAUACACUGGCUGAUCUAUGAUCUAUGUACAUGGGAAAAUUCUUUAGUUUCAAUCUAGAUUUUAAUUUAGUGCUUAGUUUGUGUUAGGAUGGAUCAUAUGAUCCCUGUGGCUUUUAAUUAUGUAAAUGUAGUCUUAAUCUUAGUUGGAUUGAGAUUUUGAUUUUUGCUUGUGA